UUCAUGCAUGACCAUCUUUAGCUGUCCAAUACCGCUAGCUCUGUAUUUCUUCAUCAUUGAUCUUAUUUCACUUUUCUGAGUCCAUAUUCUCGUGAUCUUUCUCUUUUAUCUCUUUUUUCACCACCCGCACGCACGCAUGGGACGUAGGAUUAGAUCAAGCUUCUGCCCUUUUGCUUUUGCCGUUCAACUACUACUCAUUUCAUGCCUCCACCAAUAUUGCAAUGCCAAAGCAGAGCAAUCGAGUAACUUGGGUCGUGAUUUCCAGUUGGACAGCUGCAAUUUCUUCCAAGGAAGUUGGGUUUCUGACGAUUCUUAUCCUUUGUACAAAACAGCAGUCUGCCCGUUUGUCGAGGAAGGAUUUGAUUGCCAAAGAAAUGGGCGGCCUGAUAAUGAUUAUCUCAAAUACAGAUGGAAGCCUACAGGCUGUGCAUUGCCGAGAUUUGACGGUCGGGAUUUCUUGAGAAGAUUUCAAGGGAAGAGAAUAUUAUUCAUAGGGGACUCUCUAAGCCUCAAUCAGUGGCAAUCUCUCACAUGCAUGCUUCAUGUUUCAGUGCCCCGAACAAACUACACUGUCCAGAGAAGAGGCGGACUCUCAAUCUUUACUUUGCAGGGCUAUCGAGUUUCUGUGGCGUUUUCCCGUAAUGCAUUUCUGGUGGAUCUUGUAAAAGAAAAUAUCGGCACUGUUCUAAAGCUCGAUUCCAUUAACAAUGGAAAUGAGUGGAAAGGAUAUGACAUGCUUAUCUUCAACUCCUGGCACUGGUGGCUCCAUACAGGAAGAAAACAGCCAUGGGAGUAUGUUCAAGUAGGAGAUAAAAUACAGAGAGAUAUGGAUCGUCUGGCUGCUUUUAAGGAGGGGCUAACCACUUGGUCAAAGUGGGUGGACUCUAACAUAGAUACUAAAAUCACCCAAGUAUUCUAUCAAGGCGUUUCUCCAACCCAUGACGGUGGUGAAGAAUGGAACUCCUCAAACUCAAACUCUACAACGUCUUGCCGUGGACAAACACAACCCGUGAGUGGUUCAACAUAUCCAGGGACUUUGCCGCCAGCCGUAGCGGUGGUAAAAGAUGUGUUGAGUAAAAUCUCAACUCCCGUGACAUUGCUCGAUGUGACUACUUUAUCACAACUGAGAAAAGAUGGACACCCAUCGAUUUAUGGUUUCGAUGGGAGAAGGGGAAAUGACUGUAGUCAUUGGUGUCUUGCUGGUGUCCCUGAUACAUGGAAUGAACUCUUAUAUGCAAUUCUUGUCUCUCGAUCAAGACGUAAUUCAGGCCAUUAAAAGCUAGCUAGCUAGCCCGCGUCUUAAUUAACAUUAUUGUUUACUUUAAUUUGGUAGUCGAUCUUUUCAGCUAGCUAGCCUCUUAAUUUGGUGUCUGAAAAUUGUUAACUUUUGGUGGUAUUUGAUCCAAUAUUCUUUGGUGAAAAUUAAUGUAA
Messenger RNA from Juglans regia (Persian walnut), 1431 nucleotides. Its product is annotated as protein trichome birefringence-like 41. The transcript has 5 exons. Gene Ontology annotation, molecular function: O-acetyltransferase activity. The record is from RefSeq and is a predicted model, not a curated record. Gene Ontology annotation, cellular component: Golgi apparatus. Lineage: Eukaryota; Viridiplantae; Streptophyta; Magnoliopsida; Fagales; Juglandaceae. The coding region runs from base 137 to 1276 and encodes 379 amino acids.